Marmota flaviventris (yellow-bellied marmot) is the source of this 1292-nucleotide messenger RNA. The record is from RefSeq and is a predicted model, not a curated record. Lineage: Eukaryota; Metazoa; Chordata; Mammalia; Rodentia; Sciuridae.
ACUCUUCAGCCUGAUGUCAAAAGCAAAAAUUCAGAAGUUCCUCAUCAAUCAGGAGUCCUUGGAAGCAGGUGAAGCUCACCUAAGUAGGCAUUCCUGUGAUGUGGCUGUUUUUAACAAUAGUUUGUUUGAUUUGUGGAACAUUAAAUGCUGGUGGAUUCUUGAAUUUGGAAAAUGAAGUGAAUCCUGAAGUGUGGAUGAACACUAGUGAAAUCAUCACCUACAAUGGCUACCCCAGCGAAGAGUAUGAAGUCACCACUGCAGAUGGGUACAUACUCAGCAUCAACAGGAUUCCCUGUGGAAGACGGCAUGCUAGGAGCACAGGUCCCCGGCCAGUUGUGUACUUUCAGCAUGCCCUGUUUUCAGACACUGCCUACUGGCUUGAGAAUUAUGCCAAUGGAAGCCUUGGAUUCCUUCUAGCAGAUGCAGGUUACGACGUAUGGAUGGGAAAUAGUCGGGGGAACACUUGGUCAAGAAGACACAAAACACUCUCAGAAAAUGAAGAGAAAUUCUGGGCCUUUAGUUUUGAUGAAAUGGCCAAAUACGACCUCCCAGGAAUAAUAGAUUUCAUUGUGAAUAAAACUGGUCAGGAAAAGUUGUAUUUCAUUGGACAUUCACUCGGCACUACCAUAGGAUUUGCAGCCUUUUCCACCAUGCCCGAACUGGCACAAAGAAUCAAAAUGAAUUUUGCCCUGAGUCCUGUGAUCUCAUUCAGAUACCCCACAAGCAUUUUUACCAGUUUUUUUCUACUUCCAAAUUCCAUAAUCAAGGCUAUGUUUGGUACUAAAGGUUUCUUUUUAGAAGAUAAGACCAAGAAGACACCUUCUACCAAAAUCUGCAACAAUAAAAUACUCUGGGUGAUAUGUAGUGAAUUUAUGUCCUUAUGGGCUGGAUACAACAAGAAAAAUAUGAAUGUGAGUCGAAUGGAUGUGUAUCUAUCCCAUGCUCCCACUGGAUCAUCAAUACAGAACAUAUUGCAUUUAAAACAGCUUUACCGAUCUGAAGAAUUCAGAGCCUAUGAUUGGGGAAGUGAAGCUGAAAAUAUGCUUCAUUAUAAUCAGAGUCGUCCUCCACUGUAUGACUUGACUGCCAUGAAAGUGCCCACUGCUAUUUGGGCUGGUGGACAUGACAUGCUUAUAACGCCAAAGGACAUUGACAGGAUACUCCCCCAAAUUAGGAAUCUUCGUUACUACAAACUAUUGCCAGAGUGGAACCACUUUGAUUUCAUCUGGGGCCUUGAUGCCCCGCAACGGGUGUACAAUAAGAUCAUAGCUUUGAUGAAAGAAUACCUCUAA